AUGGCGAUGCGAUUGGGUACGUCCAAGCGACUACUAACGCGCUACACAAAGAAGUUAGAAGCCAUUAUCAAGCAUCUCAAAGACGAGGAGUUGGAAACGCUUACCGCUACUCCACAAGAAGGCGAAGUACUCAGGAAUAACUUGCGCCAACUCAACGAAGGGAUAGGAGCAAUAAACGCAUCAACGGCCAAGAUAGAGCAGCUUCUGCGAGAAUACGCCACGGAUAUUUCAAGCCUGGAAGACGUGAGCCCAGAAGAAAAAAGUAGCUUCGAGGAAUACUCCGCAAAAGCGGAGGAGGUCCUUGCAACAGCAUUCGACUAUGGGGUGCUGCUGCAAUCUCGAAGGCAAGCAUACAGCUCCUGCGCAACACAUCCAGCAAGCAGCGUGGCGUAUCCUCCUGCAGAAGAAACGACGGCUCAAGCACAAGGGAUUUGUACCAUGGAAGAAAAGGAUUCUACUAACGACAUGGCAAAAUAA
This is a messenger RNA of Cylicocyclus nassatus, 477 nucleotides long. The record is from the annotation of a GenBank genome assembly. Lineage: Eukaryota; Metazoa; Nematoda; Chromadorea; Rhabditida; Strongylidae.